Cryptococcus wingfieldii CBS 7118 is the source of this 657-nucleotide messenger RNA. RefSeq lists its product as hypothetical. The record is from RefSeq and is a predicted model, not a curated record. Lineage: Eukaryota; Fungi; Basidiomycota; Tremellomycetes; Tremellales; Cryptococcaceae. Bases 1 to 657 code for a protein of 218 amino acids. The transcript is spliced from 2 exons.
AUGCCAUCGAACAGCCCCUACUCUGCAGAGCGAUUCACUGUCGCCUCUGGAUCGCCCUCGCAAACGCAAUCUCCGAGAGACCACAGACACCCUCCGCCCUCUCCUGACAAGAUGGUGAUGAACAGGGGCCGAGGGCAAUACGGACCUCAGCUUGGUGCGCGAGAGAGUACAGAGCACGGAGAGAGGCAGAGGGAGAAAGAGCCAAUGUUGCCUCCUGUUGCUCUUACCCGCCCCCGUACUCAGGAGCCCAUGGUCCCUCAAGACGAGUCAAGCGUGCCCCCUGCGCCACCACCAACGACGGCAGCCACAGCGCCCACUACUCCGGCUUCGGGUGGCGAGCAAAUUCCUCUCUCAAAGAGGCUGUUCCAUGCGUUGGUGAACAAGCCCAAGUUGAGCAAGACUUGGGAAAAGAAGAGCUUUACAGACGAACUUAGAAGUGCACCAGCUGCGCUGGGUGAGAGCACGAGACGUGGGAGAACGGGCGUAGAGCCAGGAGAAGGCUUCGCUUCCCCUCGUUCGAGGCCCACCUCUCUGUACGCCUCACCUGCCGACUUGGCGUCUUUCAGGCCACUGCCACUGAUGAUGGAGGAACGCCAUCAUCAUUCAGAUAGCGAAGUUGGGGACAGUGCAAGGACGGCCGAGGGUGGCAGAAUCUAG